Messenger RNA from Aspergillus tanneri, 1185 nucleotides. RefSeq names its product glycoside hydrolase family 88 protein. The record is from RefSeq and is a predicted model, not a curated record. Gene Ontology annotation, molecular function: chondroitin hydrolase activity. Lineage: Eukaryota; Fungi; Ascomycota; Eurotiomycetes; Eurotiales; Aspergillaceae. Gene Ontology annotation, biological process: polysaccharide catabolic process. The transcript has 3 exons. The coding region runs from base 1 to 1185 and encodes 394 amino acids.
AUGGCUCUACUACCCCAUCAAAACAUGUGGUACUCAUUACCUCAGCUUCCUGACAAGUUUCCUGAUAAUGUCCCGGGAACGGACCCAAAUGCAGGGGCCUAUGUGUUCAGUGACAUUUCCGCAUGGACCAGUGGCUUCUUCCCGGGCUCUCUGUAUGCACUGUUGGAAAGAAGCGUUCGGUUCCCACACCAGUUUCAGGCCGGCGGAAUAAGCCCUGUCAAUGUACAUGAGCGCCUUCUCCAUAUGUCACGUCAAUGGUCAGAUCCAUUAUACCAGCAGGCCCACCGAACAAACACCCAUGACAUGGGGUUUCUGAUGCUUCCUGCGCUGCGCAAAGACUGGGAAUUAACAGGGAAUAGCAAAAGCCUCCAUGCAAUUGUUACAGCGGCGCAUAGCUUAUCAGCCCGAUACAACUCCCGAGUGCGUGCUCUGCGCAGUUGGAAUAGCCUAGUUAACAAGCGGCAUAAUAUCACAGAUCAAGAGUCCAACUUCUUGGUUAUUGUCGACAGCAUGUGCAACCUAGAUUUACUUUUCUAUGCCGGCUACCAUACACGGAACCAAACACUGGUCAAUAUUGCAACGACUCAUGCACACACCGUGCUGCACAACAUCGUGCGAGAUGAUUUUUCGACCUUCCACUGCUGUAACAUUAACCCAGAAAACGGCGAUAUUAAAUUCCAAGAGACUGUCCAGGGUUACAAGGACUGGUCCACUUGGAGCAGAGGCCAAGCCUGGGCCAUCCUAGGGUACGCUCAAACAUACCAGUGGACCAGAGACCCUAUAUUUCUGCAGACAGCAAAAGGCCUAGCCGACUACUUUAUCCUGCGUCUUAAGGAGUCUUUACAACCUUGUCCCUUCGUCCCUCCAUGGGACUUUGAUGCUCCUACCGUUGGCGAUAGUCUUCCUCCACGUGACACUUCAGCCGGUCUUGUCGCUGCCAACGGCCUUCUCUUGCUUCAUCAGAUCCUCCGCGAGGACUCCCCAUAUCUGGAACAUGCUCUGCAAAUCGUGACUGAGACAGUAGAUUUGUCCAUGGCGCCAGACAGUUGGGAGACUAUUCUUAUGAACGCAACGAUUAAUAAUAAUGAGUACGCCAGUACUCGCUCCAGUAAUACUGGUUUGGUGUAUGCAGACUACUACUUUCUGGAAUUUGGCAACCAAUUUCUCCGAUUGGGGCUACUGUAG